Molecule: messenger RNA, 3198 nt
Organism: Polypterus senegalus (gray bichir)
Lineage: Eukaryota; Metazoa; Chordata; Cladistia; Polypteriformes; Polypteridae
Gene: cysltr1
Product: cysteinyl leukotriene receptor 1
Exons: 2
Coding region: 216-1262 (348 amino acids)
Biological process (GO): G protein-coupled receptor signaling pathway
Cellular component (GO): plasma membrane
Molecular function (GO): leukotriene receptor activity
Source: RefSeq, a predicted model, not a curated record
GGUAAAAGAGGGCGACCCCUCCUAAAUGGUACAACCCCGAGCGCGUGAAAUUGAAACAUCGAUCCAUCCCUUUUACUACAGUGGGCACCAAAGGUACAAGAAAAGAGAAACAUGUGAGGAGAAAGAAAAGAUUACGCGAAAAAAACGGCACUGGAUGACGGUAAUAUAUAUCAGCUCUAUUCAGAACAGGCUGUCAUCUUCUUUCGCCAACCAAGAUGAUCAAUGAUUCAUUCAACAGCUGUAGCAGUUUAAUAGAUGACUUCCGUAACCAGGUCUAUUCAACUAUCUACUCACUGAUAUCUGUGUUUGGAUUGGUUGGAAAUGGGUUUGCCCUUUACGUGCUCAUCAGAACCUAUCAUCAAAGGACCACCUUUCACAUCUACAUGCUGAACUUGGCCAUAGCAGACCUGCUGUGCGUCUCCACUCUGCCCCUGCGGGUUGUGUACUAUGUCAGUAAGGGGCAGUGGUACUUUGGGGAUUUCCUCUGUCGUGUCAGUUCCUAUGCUUUCUAUGUCAAUUUAUACUGUAGCAUCUUUUUUAUGACAGCCAUGAGCUGCACGCGAUUUAUUGCAAUUGUGUUUCCAGUCAGAAACCUCCAACUAGUAACAGAGAAGAAAGCCAAAAUUGUUUGUGUGAUCAUUUGGGUGUUCAUUUGUCUCAUCAGCACCCCUUUUCUGAUGGGAGGCCAAUAUACUGAGGGCAACAAGACCAAAUGUUUUGAGCCUCCACCGCGCAAUAACGUUAUUAAGCUGCAAAUCCUUAAUUAUAUCUCAUUAGCUGUUGGGUUUACCAUUCCAUUUUUGAUCAUAAUCAUCUGUUACACAGGGAUUAUUUGGACCCUGAACACCACUUCAAAGAGCAUGAAACAAAACAAGAACACCAAGACCAAGGCCAUCCGGAUGAUUAUAAUAGUCAUGGCAGCAUUCCUCAUUUCUUUCAUGCCCUACCACAUCCAACGUACUGUGCAUCUAGCCUUCCUAAGGGAGCAAAACACGUCCUGUACGGACAUUAUAUACAUGCAGAAGUCAGUGGUUGUCACUUUAUGCCUGGCUGCCUCCAAUUGUUGCUUUGAUCCUUUGCUCUAUUUUUUCUCUGGUGAAAACUUUCGCAAAAGGCUUCAUACUUUUCACAGAAAGUCUGCCAGUCAUGUCUUUCAAAAUAUGAGGAAAAGCAACCAUUCUGCCCAAGACAUCCCAGUCCAUGAUGAAGCACAUGCAGCAAUGGAUGGCAAUAUGCUUGUUUCUAACGGCGCUGAACAUUAGAGAAUGAGCUCCACAGAAGAGGAUUGAGAAACAACAAUGAUUCCAAGUAUGCUUGUAAAAGAAAGAUUCCAUUUUGAAUAUGUUAUAUCUAUGUCACUAGUUGCUGUUAUGUGGUUCUGUUUUUGUUGUCCUGCUUCCAAAAAACUCAGGGAUUAUUUCUAGUGGGGGCAGGCUCUGGCUGUCUACAGAUGGAUUAAGCGGGUUAGAAAAAUGGAUGAGUGGUUCUGUUUUUAAUAAGAGACAAUUUUUAUUGUACUUUAUUUAUGACAUGUUUUAAUAUUUAUGGUGAAAUAUUCGUAGAGGAUUCAGAUACAAUAAAAUCAACCAGAAAACAGAACGGCUAAUAGGAAAAUAUUGAAAAGAAAUGAAAAUGGAAAUUUGAUAGCUAUGUUUAAUUGGAUUCAUUGUGAAUGUGAAUAGCAAAAUCUGAAGAAGACAUGGAGAUCAGAUAUAAGCUUUGAAGAAGUCCAAAUGUACAAUAUUGACACUGGGUAGUGUUGGCCUCACUUCUUCCAAAAAAGGUUAAUAUUGUGGAAAUAUAAUGUGGUGUUACAGAGACCUUAGUUCUUCUUUGUCUUUGAUUAAGUUUGUUUCGACUUGGAGAAGGCAAGUGGUGAAUAAAGGAGCCAGGAUGACCUCCACGUUCAAAUGCUUACUAUAAAUGGGCCGAACCAUAGACACUUCAAUACUUUUUGUGCAGCAAUGGCCCACCACACACUGCAGCAGCAGUUAGACAUAGUAAAUAAGCUAUUCACACUUCUAAAGACAGAAUGGUGGUAUAGAAACUGUUGAACUGAAUGUACAACGGAGUGUGAGCCUUAUAUAAGCAGAAAUAAUAUCAAAAAAUUAAUAUUCAGUUAAAAAUGUUAUCAGGGUGAUGUUUAGCAAUUGUUCUGCUUUUGUGCUGUUUAAGGAUCUUAAAAGUGUAACAAGUGCAAGUAGAUUAGGCAGAUGAAUAUUAAAAAGAGUUUUCUUAUGAGUAAAAAAAAGUAUUUGACCAACACUGGUGAGUGUUAGGGCAGGACACUUGCCCAGUGAGAUUAGCACUGCUCCUUCAUAGCUCCAAGGACCUGAUCUGAUUACUGUCUCCUUGGAGUUUGCACUUUCUGCCUGUUUUUGUGGGUUUUUCUCCAGGUAUUUUUUUUCUCCAUUUUCCCAAAGACAAGUAUGUGUGUGUUAAGUUAAAUGGUGAUAUUAAACUGGUCCAGAUUAAGUGACCAUGAGUAUGUGCUUGGGUUUGCCCUGCAGUGGGUUAGCUUUGAACCCUAAUGCUGAUAGAAAGUGCUUCAGAUUCUAGUGACCCUGAAUUUUAAUAAGUAGAUUUCUGAAAACUGAUAGAUUAAUAAUACUGAAGUAGGCUGGUACUGCGGCAUAGUGGGUACUGCUACUGCCCCACAGCCCCAAGAGGCUGGGUGCUUGAUGACUGUUUGUGCAACGUUUACAUAUUCUCUCCAUCUGCACGUAGGAUUUCUCUGGGGUCUCCAUUUUCCUCCCAAUUCCUAAAUACACUAUGGGGCCAGCAGUUUGUGGACACCUGCCUGUCAUGCCAUUAUGAGCUAGUUGGAAAAUGCAUUCCAAAAUCAAGGGCAUCAAAGUGAAGUUUCCCCCUCCCUUUAUGGCAAUAACAGUCUCCACUUUUCUAGGAAGGCUUUCCACAAGGCACUGGAGAGGUGUUUGUGUGAUCUUGCGCCUAUUCAGGAAAAAAACAUUUGUGAGUUCAGGUACUUACUUUGGAUGAGAAGACCUGGCUUGAAAUAUUGAUAAUUGAUAUUCCAGUUCAUUCCAAAUGUGCUCAGUAUGGUUGAGGACAGGGUUCUGUGCAGCCCACUUGUUUCUCCAAACCAAACUCAUCAAACCAUGUCUUGUAUAACAGGGGUACAGCCACACUGGAAGAGAAGAAGGUCUUUCCCAAUAAUGUUGAAAGCACUCCAUUGUC